UGCAUUUAUCUAGAUUGUCUUUUUUAUGUUUCUUGCUAAAUUCGUCAUGUUUUGUUCUGUUUAUUCAUAACCCUUACUUGUAUGCAGAACAGCCCAAAAAUAUAAAGCAAAAACAUGGACAUUCUGCGGAAAUCUGUACAGUUAAAGAGGUUUGAGGAAGUUAAAAAAACUGGCGUGGGAAGCACAUCUGCCGGAAGAACUUUCCAAAAUAUUUGUUUAAAAAAGUAACCUAACUAGGAGGCGUGCAAUUGGGGCAGCUACUCGGAAGUGGCGAAACGAGAACAAAAGGAAAGUUUCGUUUCUUCGUCUGCUGGUGGUGUUUCCUUCUGGUAGAGCUUGGGAGUAGCUCCUGUCCGGCUGUUCAGCACUGAAUUAUUUGCACUUUCGACCGCAGAGCAGACCAUGUAUCCAGGAGACAACAUGAGGAUGGGCCACGGCUACCAACCUUUAUUACAACCUCAAGGGCCUAUCAUGCCUGGAGCUACAGAUGGAGGUAAUGCAAAUCCGGUAUAUGGAGUAGCGACUGCUGUUUCCAUUCCUGGAGAAGGUCCAACGGCACCCCCUACUCACUUGAUGGACAAGGUGACUGGAUAUGAAGGUGGAGGAGGAUAUGUGCCUCCCCCACCAACUGUGUUUCCUGGUCCUGAAAAUGAUCUACGACCCCAGCCAGCUCAGUGGAAUGUUCCAUCUAUCAGUGAAGAUUGUGCACGUGAAGCCCUGAUAAGCUAUGCAAAGAGUAAAUGCUGUUAUAACUCAGAGCCAGCUGAGAAAAUGCACUUUCAAUCACUCACGCCAGCCAAUACAUUGAGGUAUCGUCUGGAAACCUUUACAGAAUCUAGGUCGACUGAGUGGGCCAGUGAGCCAUACACAGGUCAGUUUGUUGAUACACCUGCAUGUGGUCCUGCUCCACUCCCAUGGGAUAUACCAGUGCCUCCUCCGCCUAUGUUUGCUGACACUAAGCAGAAGGUUAAAGUACCUCAUACAGCAUCUGUAAAGGGCUGCCAUGACUGUAAAGCACUGGGACGGAUUGCAUGCCAAAAAUGUACUGCAACUGGUAAAGUCGAAUGUUGGGUAUGCCAUGGAAGGGGGCGCAACAUGAAUGAUGACAGAUGUAUGACCUGUAAUGGCACUAGGCUUACCAAAUGCACCUCUUGCAAUGGUGCUGGUGGCAAGCAGUGUUCGACCUGCUUAGGACAUGGACAAAUCCUGUGCUACAUUCAGCUUGUUGUAGUCUGGGAAACCCACCGAUUCGAAUAUGUAGUGGACCAAGAGUCAGGAUUUCCAAAUGACCUACUUAAAAAGGUUACAGGGUCAAAUCUUUUUAUAGAUCAGAACCUCAUGGUCUAUCCUGUAAUUGGCUCCCCUUAUCCGGCUGUUAACGAGGCUUCUCAGCGAGGCAUUAGUGAGCAUCAUAACCAGUUUGCCACAACUAAGCGCAUAUGCCAGCAGAAACAAACGAUUGAACUGAUUCCUAUCACACGUGUGCGAUAUGACUGGAAGGAAAAAACAUAUUCUUACUUUGUCUAUGGAACCGAACACCAGGUGUUUGCAGAUGACUACCCUGCAAAGUGCUGCUGCUGUACCAUAAUCUAACCAAAUGAUUUAGUUUUUUUGCUCUAUUUCAUACCAGAAAAAUCUUUUGAAAAAGCAUGCACAUUUAUUACAUUUCUAUCAGUAAUCCAUUUUCCUUCUAUACUUGUCACUGGUAAUCUUUAAAAUAUAUACUUUUUUGUAAUAAAAAGUAUAAAACGCUGUGUGCAGGUGCUACCCAGGCAAUCCCAAAUAGUACUAAAUCUCUGGAUCAAGUAGCACAAUAUUCAGGAAGCAGAACCUUGUCUCUUCAGACCAAGAAUAAACCUGCUUCACAUAAAUCAGAAUCCAAGCUUCCUGAAUAUUGUGCUACUUGAUCCGGAGAUUUAGUACUAUUUGGGACUGCCUGGGUAGCACCUGCACACAGCGUUUUAUACUUUUUAUUAUUAUAUGAACUUGUCCAAGUUGUGCAGGUGCUUUUGUUUCGUUGUGGUGCUCUAUUUUAUUUUAUACGUAUAUACUUUUUUGUGGUUACCUUUUUGUUAUACUCCAUAUCACAGACUAUAUACAUUUCUGAUAAUAAAGAUUAUAGUUGAAGAAA
Messenger RNA from Protopterus annectens (West African lungfish), 2131 nucleotides. RefSeq names its product protein SSUH2 homolog. The transcript is spliced from 13 exons. Bases 403 to 1593 code for a protein of 396 amino acids. The record is from RefSeq and is a predicted model, not a curated record. NCBI's taxonomy places the organism in Eukaryota, Metazoa, Chordata, Ceratodontiformes, Protopteridae.